This is a messenger RNA of Symbiodinium necroappetens, 672 nucleotides long. The record is from the annotation of a GenBank genome assembly. Lineage: Eukaryota; Dinophyceae; Suessiales; Symbiodiniaceae.
AUGGUGGACGUAAAGGUGAAAGUCAAAGAUGGAUGCCGGGGUGGACGUGAGCAGUUUCAAUGGCGGUCCAUCAAAGAACAGGAGUACAAGGAUCGCGAAUCGUAUCUCGGCCAGUCGAUGAAGGUUGGUCAAAUGGGCAAAUUCGGCAAGUACUACAUGCACGAUUGGUAUGCGAGAAAGCGAGACACUACCGCGAGCAUCGCUGAAGAGCGGGGAGCUGUGCAGGCCUACGAAGAGGAGCUGAUGCAAGAGGCAUUGGGCUUAAAACCCAAGAAGCUUCUCCUCGCAAAAAAGCAGAUGAGCGAGGAGGAGCUGAAGGAGUUCCUGAAGUCCAAGAAGGAAGACACAGGUCGGGAGGCCAUGGGCCCACAAAAGAAGGUCAUGCGAAAUGAGCUCGGCGAAGAGGUUGUGACAAGCAACGAAGACAUGCUAGCCGAAGCCGUUCGCGAUGGAACCUUGAAAGGCUUGGGGUUCGCAUCGCACCGUGAUGCCAAGCUGGAAAGAAUAAAAGUACAAGCUCUUGGAACUGAAAGUGAGCUCAAGGGUUUGAAGGAGCUUCCCAAGGAGCCGCUGAAAGGUGAGAUCCUGAAGCUGGAGCUGAAGGCCGAGGCGCAGAGCGGAGCAGAGCAGAGGAGCGCUCGACUCCGGGCGGUGCAAAUUCUCCCACAAUGA